Uranotaenia lowii is the source of this 2095-nucleotide messenger RNA. RefSeq names its product conserved oligomeric Golgi complex subunit 6 (gene Cog6). Gene Ontology annotation, cellular component: COG complex. Gene Ontology annotation, biological process: intra-Golgi vesicle-mediated transport. NCBI's taxonomy places the organism in Eukaryota, Metazoa, Arthropoda, Insecta, Diptera, Culicidae. The coding region runs from base 149 to 2050 and encodes 633 amino acids. The transcript has 5 exons. The record is from RefSeq and is a predicted model, not a curated record.
CUUAUCAUCAAAGAUCAAAAUGGCGACCAGUUGGUGAUUACAUUUUUCAAAACAAAAACAAAAAGCUACCCUACCACAAUCUGUCUCAGGAAAUACUCUAUUGGAAAAGUGCGACACGAAACCAAAAUUUUUUCUCUCAGCAAACAAAAUGGACACAUCCCAAUCGACAGUUGGCGGUGAAAGCCAACCGCCAGCCACGAAGGAGGACUACAUCCAGAAGAGGUUGAACAAAAUGCUGGAAACCCGCAUCGAAACGGACCGGGAAACGCUGGACGCGCUAGCGGAUUUGUCCCAGUUCUAUACGGAAAACACGCUUCAGUCGAGGCGGAAUCUCCGGUCCCAAAUCGAACGGCGAAGUUUGAUGAUUAAUGAGAACUUCUUGGCUUCGUUCCGGGAGGUGAAAGAAUCCCUAGAUGCCAUCUGCGCCGACAUCAAUGCCAUCAGCGAUUCGGUCCGGGGCAUGAAGACUCAACUGAGCAACACGGAAGCACAGCAGCAGGAGCUGAUCCAGCAAGCCGGCCGACUGCAGGAGGAAAAUGGAAAAUUGCAACUACAGCAUCGAGUUGCUUCUGGUUUCCUGGCUCGUUUUCAAUUGUCGGUUGCCGAGCAUCAAACGCUUUAUGGGGUCACUAGGGAUGAACCGAUAACGGCUGAAUUUUUCAACGUUUUGGAUCACGUGCAAUCAAUUCAUUCGGAUUGUAAAACCUUACUGCAGAGUGGCUAUCAGACGGCUGCUUUGGACAUAAUGGAAGAGAUGACCCUUCAUCAGGAGGCGGCUUUAGAGCGAUUGUAUCGGUGGACUCAAAGCCACUGUAGAAAUGUUGAUGCCAACGAAAUCAGCUCGUUGGUGGUUCAAGCCAUGGCUAGGCUUCAGGAGAGACCGGUUUUGUUUAAGUACGUUAUCGAUGAGUACUCAACCGCUAGAAGAUCGGUUGUGGUUCGCAGUUUUAUUGAUGCUUUAACAGUUGGAGGUCCCAAUACGAAACCAAUCGAGAUGUUGGCUCACGAUUCCAAACGCUACAUAGGGGAUAUGUUUGCCUACAUUCACCAGAUUUUGCCAGUGGAAAAGGAAAACCUUAUGAUGUUGGUCAAACUAUGUGACAAAGAUAUCACCGAGCAGAUUCAACUGGCGAUGACAAAUAUUUCCGAUGGAGUUUGUCACCCGUUGAGGGUGAGAGUGGAGAUGAUUCUGAACAGCGAGAAGGACACCAUUCUUUUGUAUUCAAUUUCGAAUUUGAUUCGAUUCUAUCAAAAUAUUAUCAAUAGCGUCGUCAAAGGAGGGCAACUGGAGCAGUGCAUUUUGGAUCUCCAGUCACGUUCAGAGUCAUCAUACCUUAGCUCCCUCACCUAUCAGGUCAAGCAACUGUUGCAGGGACCCAGCGAGCAUAAACUAGGCCUGGAACCUCCGCAAACCGAUUUGGUUCCCUCGCCGAGUGUGGGAAAGCUACUAAACCUUCUGAAAGAAAUCCUUUCGGUUGCCAGUAUGGUGGAAGGCAGUCAAUCGGACAUUCUAAAAAUCGUAUCAUGCGUCAUCGACCCUUUACUUCAAUCGAUUCAAGAAUCGGCCUCACAUCUCCCCACAACUGAUAUGGCUGUGUAUCUGUUAAACUCGCUCUAUCAGAUCGAAAGUGUCCUCACGAUUUACGAGUACAUGGACGAGCGCCUGGAACGAUUACAGGCCCAAUCGGAUGCUCAGCUGGAUACCCUAACUUCGGAACAGGCCUCAUCAUUGGUUGCAAAUCUCAACCUUGGACCCAUCUACACGGUACUGCAGAGCAGCGCCGCUCAAAUCGAGCAGCGACAUCUGCAGAUGUUUGUGUCUAAACUGGAUCAAUUUCUGGAGAUGCCGGAGAUUCUGCUGCUGCCGCAGGUUAACCUGUUGCUCAGUGGAAAUCAUAGGGCGACGGUACAGAAGCGAUCGUUCAAUGUGAUCGUUGCCAUCUAUCGGCAAAUUUACGAACGCAUCAACGAUCCGAGCUCUGGGUUCGAGCGGCCCGAAACGAUGCUACCGAAAACACCGGAACAGGUGGCGGAGUUGCUUUGCGGUUGAAAUUUUAAAGGUAAGAGUUGAAAUUAAAUUUAUUAAAAGAUCGUA